UAUAUUUUAGCUCAAGCGACUUGCGGGUGUUCGUGAAUAACUUCACAUUGUUUGAUUAUAAGUGAUGCAUGUUUUCUUCUGUGGAAUGUCUACGAUGGUAGCGCAAGGAGGAAUCUCACCGCAGAGUUCGAAGCUCUGUUCAGGCAGCUAUACUAUGAACGAUAGUGACGUUCAGUAUACUUCAACUGGAUUGAUGCGAAAGUCUGUGGAGAACCUGCUCAUAUCUAGUCACGACGUGAUUGGGAGUAGCAUCAGUCCUACCCUCACAUUUGGGGCCAUGACUUUACCAACCAACUGUCCCCAGGGACAUGUAGCAAACUCUCUGGAAAUACGGCCACCAAGCCCAGGUGCAAGUCCACAAUCCAGUCCACGCCUAUCCCCUCGGCAGAAUCACAAGAGAGACCAUUCCAAAGGGGAGAUAUCUGUUGGAAGUUGCAGGGACACCUCUCUCUUGGAUAAGUUUGAAAUAAUAGAGGAUGGUCUCAGUCGGUCAUCUGACUCAGGUCACAUUCAUGAGCUGAGCCGGAGCAUAAGUCAUGAGGGUCCCAGCAAGGAACGUACCAAGGAAUCUGGUCGUGGUUCUGAUCGCACCAAGAAGAAGUCAUCGUGGUACAACGUAUUGUACCCAACGUACAAGUCACGAAGCGAGGACUUCAAGAGAAUCUUCAAGGAUGUUCCAUCAGAAGAAAGGCUAAUUGUAGAUUAUUCGUGUGCUUUGCAGAAGGAUAUUCUCGUUCAUGGGAGACUUUAUGUCUCACAAAACUACCUGUGUUUUUAUGCCAACAUAUUUCGAUGGGAAACAUCAGUAUCUUUGAGGUGGAAAGAUGUCACUGCAAUAACCAAAGAAAAAACAGCUUUAGUUAUACCUAAUGCAAUUCUGGUAUGCACAGAAGGUGAAAAGCUUUUCUUCACUUCAUUUGGUGCAAGGGAUAAAACAUAUCUCAUGCUGUUUAGAGUAUGGCAAAAUGCACUCAUGGAUCAGCAAUUGUCAAUGCAGGAGAUAUGGCAAUGGGUUCACACUUGCUAUGGAGAUGAAUUGGGCCUCACCAGUGAUGAUGAAGAUUACAUUCCACCACCUAAUGAAGAAGACAAGCUUUCCAGCAUCAGUGUGCGUCUAUCUGUGGAUUCCUUCUCAGAGCAGGAAAGUUGCAGUAUGACAGAGUCUCACAUGGAGACAACAAACACAGAGGAGCAUCAGAAUGAUGCACCAACUGCGAUUACCACUGGCAUGUCUGUUCAUUCCACAUCCCGCCAGGAAUCGUACACUGGUACCAUACUACAUUCCACAUCUCGCACAGAAUCUACAGGACAUGACCGGAGCUCAUUACAAGUUCCUGUCUCUGAGACACUUCCCACUGACAUGAGUGAUACAACUGAGUCAGAAGCUGAGAAGCAGGGUACAAGAGGUUCAUCAAAGCUAGUAGCUUGCACAUCAUCUCAUGAGGGACGUAAGAUAAUUCGAAUCAUUGUUCCAAUCCACGUUGAUCUGCUGUUUACCAUGCUAUUCACAAAUUCCAAGUUCUACCUAGACUUUCACAGUGCUAGAAGAACAAGUGAUAUUUCUCACACUCCUUGGCAACAAGAUUCUGAGACUGGUACAAAGCAGCGAGUAGUGACCUUGACCAUGCCCCUAAGUCAGUCAGUUGGACCCAAGACCACACAGGUAACUGAGAAACAGGUAAUGCUGCCAUGUAGCAAACCUGGUGAGCUAUAUGCAAUUGAUUCAGAUUCUGUUAAUUCAGGAAUUCCGUAUGCAGACUCAUUUUACAUUACCAGUCAUUAUUGUAUGUCUCGAACUGCUGAUAAUGAGUCAUGUCUUGCUGUCUAUGCUCAAAUCAAGUACAAGAAGUCUGUAUGGGGUCUUAUAAAGAGUUUUAUUGAAAAAAAUACUUGGUCUGGAUUGGAAGAUUUCUAUUCACAUCUACAGAGGGUUCUACUUGAGGAAGGAACUCACUUAUCUGUCACUAAGAAGAAAACGCGACGGAGGAGGAGACUUAUGCCUGUGUGUGCCACUGGAUCAGAAGAACCUAAACAUAGAAUUAGUAGACCUGCUGCAAGAUUUCCAUUACCUGAAUUACGUAGUCCUGCAGACAGUCUUAGCUGGGUGGUUCUUGCAGUUCUCCUUUUCCUAGUUCUUCUCAAUGCACUCCUCUACUACAAGCUUUGGACACUGGAAGAGUGGACACAGGACUCAAGUCACAGCUUCACUGUUAUGGACCUGCAGGUUCUUAGGCAACCACCAAAGUCCCAUGAAGAAUGGCUACACUUAGUCCAGCAGCAAGAAGCACUUCACAAUAUAGAAAUGCAGAAGUGGCAGAAAAUAUUACAAGCUGCUGUACAACUAUUAAGACAGACAGAAGAAUCACUUAGUGAGUUACAAGUCGCCAUUAACCCAAUGAUCAGCAAGAAGGUGUUGUCAGUGUUGAAGGACACAUUCACAGAGGAGAUACCUAAAGAUGAAGUGGAGUCGGCAGCAUCACAACCAGAAGUUGAUCAGUCAACGGUACCUGAAGGAGAACUUUAACUAUCAUUUGUAAAAUAUGUGAUCAUCUUGCCUGUAUAUAUGUGAAGAAUCGGUGACACAAAAUACAUACCCAGCAGUAUUGCACUGUAUAAAGUAUUAACUUCGGUAUCAGCUGUGGGUUACAAAUCUCUUGAGCCCAGUGUAUGGAAUAUAUGUAAAAUAAUAAAGAUGAUGGUAUGGGGAAAAAAUUGGAUGGUCAAAUAUAGUUGAGUAUUAUCAAUUUCCUUCAACCUUUUCCACUCCUGCCAUGUUAUAAUGUCAGAUGCAGACUUUGGCUUCAAAGUUGUGAUGUAUUCUGUUGCUGUCUUUUGAUUAAUGUUGGAACUUUGUGCACUGAAAUAUUUUCUUACAGGUGUUGUUUUAGUGUAACAUUGGACAGCAGUUAGUAUUGACUAAUUUUGAGAUGGAGAAUAUUCAUUUUAUUUUAAAUAAUAUGGGAAAAAUACAUAAAUAUAUCAUUACCAGGAAGUGAAAAAACAAAUUACUUCAAAUAGAAGGAGAAAAAGAAAUGAAUUACAAUUACUUAUAAUUAUAAACUGAUUCCACUAUCAUGCCCAAGCAACUGUGAUGUUUGUAUUCAUAAUAUAAUAAAUUUCUGCAUGAUUAAAAUGGUAGUAUGAAAUUAUAAGUAGCUGCAGCCCUCUUUUUUUAUAUAAAACAUUAAGAAUGUUCCAGCAUUUUAUUCCAUUUCCUAUGAUCUUGAAUUUGUACAUUAUCAACUGUACAAUUUCUCUAAAAGAAUAAUUCUUUUGACCUUCAUUCAGUUUAAACUAAGACUGAAACUUAAUAUAUGUAUGUAUGCUUGUUGUCAUGCACAUUGAAUUUUCAGUGGUAAUUGUUGAAUUCCAAAGCUGGUGAUUACAUUUACUCAUUAAAUAAUACUAACAGUCCUUUCCUGGAUGUAAUGGUAGGUGUUGUAAACAUGAAACUUGAAAAUUCAUUUUGCCCUGUUUAACCAAAUAUUUUGCUUUUAUACCAAUUGCCAUUUUCCCCUCAAUAGAUUCAUAAAUUUGUCUUCACCAUUAAUCGUUACAUAUGUACAGACUCAAUAAAAGAGCCCGUAGGUGUGUACUGUCAUAAUUUUUGACAGUAAUGCAAAAAUUUAAAACAGGUUUUCAUCUCCAUGUUCAGUCUUUGCUAAAAAUAUUUCACUGUUUACAAUCAAGGAAUGUUUCUAUUUUUGAAAGAAAGUAUAUGCAUAGAACUUAAUAUAGUUUACAAACUUUACACAAAUUCUGAUGUGUAAGAUAUUUACUAUAAAUAGAUUUUGAAAUUUUGAUUGUAACUUAACUGAAGAAAUUAAAUAGUGCGUGAAAGUGUGUUCUGAUUGUUCCUGUACAGUGAAUGAAUUUUAAGGUUAACAUAAAAUAAGUAAAUUGCCUCUGGAACAAAGAGCAUGAUGGACAGAACGGUCUCUAUUAGGAUGUCAUAAGGUGAAAGCAAGAAAUCUGUUGAUGUGCUGUAGCAUUAAUAUAUUGAACACAUAAUAUACAAGAUGUUAUAUUCAAGGAGGAAAAUACCACCAUUUAAAUAAACAUACCAUAUCCUUGAGUGCUGGUGGGUUAUGGGAUGGGGAAGGCCAGCCUGUGUGACCCCCUCAGAAAAUAUACUAAAUAAAACUAUUUUUUAAAAGUACUUCUGUGCUGAAUGGGAUACAAAAGCAUUAAGUAACUUAUGGCUUAAAUGUAAGUUUGUAAGCAAAUUUUGUUGCUGCGCCCCUUGAAAAAUCCUGGUGGUGCCCAUAAUCAUAUCUAUUCAAAACUGUUUUCUAUUUCAGUUGCAUUUUAAGAGUUAAACUACAAGGAGACUUAUUUAUUUUUCCUUUAACAUGAAAUAUGAAUGCAUAUAUUUGACCAUCCAUUGUAGAUUAAGGGAGUAAAUGAACACUGGAAUUCUAAUAUGGCUCUUACAUGCCAACUAAUUUAGGUUAUGUUGGCUACUUUGAUGGCUGUGUAUGUUUACUGGAUAAAAGUCAAAAUUGUUUCCUUAUUGGAAAACAUGUGUAGUAAAUCUAUAUGAAAACUGCUAAUUUUGAAGCAUCUUUGAAUUCAUUUUAUACUGGAUUUUGAGUUGCCUGAAUGGUAUGAUAAUGGGUUAAAAAUAUCAGUUAUUCAACCAAUAAGAUUACAGUUGACUGUAAUUCCAAAGUUAUAACUUGUGAUACAUGAUCCUGAAUUUGUGCCGUGUAUAUUGCUUUAGAAUAAUUGCAGUAAUCAUCACAUCUCUCUUGCCCAUUCACCAUGUACAGUGUCAGUACACCAGUAGGUAUUCCCUUGCCAGGACACAGAAUUGAGGAAUGCAAACUGAAGGGCUGUUAUUGCACUGUGACUUGCCUUAAAAUGUUGUAUUGUUAUGAUGUUAUGUAUGAAGUGAUGGAAGAUGAAAAAUAAUGAAGUUCCUGCCCUUUUACUCCAGUCAUUUUGGUUUUUAUUUCCCUGUGGUAUUGUGCAAAGGGAUGCAGUUUCUUCUGAGCAGAUUAGCUUGGGCACUAAUAUUUCUCUCUUAUUUAGGAGGUACUUAGUUUCUUAAGUUUAAGCUGUGGUUGUUUUAUAGUGGUUCUCAGUGUGUUGUUGCUGGAAUAGUGCUUUCCCAGUAUUUUCAAGUUCAGCAUACAGAAUCAUUUUCUCAGCUUAUUGAAAACUAAAUAACACUUGCAGUGGAAUCAGUGUUCUUAUUUAUUUCCAGUCCAUCAUGUAUAAUCAACCUUUUAUCUUAUGUGAAGAAAAAUAAGUCACAUUUGAUACACAAAAAUUAACCACUUGCCUUAAUAUUUUUCUCAAAUUUAGAACAAAAAAGCAUAUUAUUUCAGAUUUAUGGGUCUUGAUUCAGGUCCACUGGCAACCUGCAGCUGGACCUUGUAGUUAUGAUGUAUAGUACUCUGUUGCUACUGGCAUCAGAAGGAAUAUAAACAGCAGUGUUAGCAACAGUAUUCCAUUGAACGGUUUUGAACUGAUGGCAGGAUAUAUACACACAUAAUAUAACCUGUUUCAGAAAUGUUGAAAUUUUUUAUCAGCAGUAAUGCAACUUACAGCUUUUUUUAAAAUACUUCAUUAAUUACUUUUACUGUAAGUGUUGUAUGCUACAAGUGGACAAGCACCCUGUUCAAAUUCUGGUGAUUGUUACAACAAGGAAGCAGACUGCUGAUCAUAUUGUUGUAAACCUUUAACAUUUUCAAGCAUGUGUGGAGGCUUCCAGGCCAAGGGAAGCGAAGUUAUAACUUGAGAAAUUUCAUAUUUCGGGUUCUUUAGAAAUUGUAUUUUGUGAUUGAAAGGGUCAGGUCAGUCAGCAUGUGUAUACUUUUGAUCCUUACAUCAAAUUUAAGACUUUUGUUUAGGGAGAUGUUCUAGGAGAUGGGAGAGAUGAACAGUCAAAGGGAAUUGUGAACACCUACACAAUUGACUUUUAAAAAUUUCAGUUUUGGUGUAUUAAUGUAAAUUAAUUAAUAAGUGCUAUAAGAAGCCAUCCCAGCACACAAGAUUUUUCAGCAUUUUAUGAAUAUUAGUGAAUAUUUGCAUUUCCUGGUCUACAAUGUUAACCUGAAGAUAAUUCUCAUUCCUUCCCUCCUGAGUGUAAUGUGGUAACUGAGAGCUCAUGAUCUUGUUUUAAUGGUUUUAUUAUGUGCAAUACUAGAAAUUGAUGGAUUAUCCAUAGAGAGUAUAUUUUGGAAUGUACUGUGUAAUGUGGCAAUUGUUAUAGUAGUUUUAUCCAGAUAUAGAAUCUAUUUGUUACAUCUCUUGCACUGUCUCAAAUGUAAAUGUAUUCCAUAACAAGUAUCAGUCUAUUUUGACUAUUGUUAAUACAAUACAAAGCUGUUAAUGUUUUCCUGGCCUUUGAAUUUUUUUAAAUUUACAUAUUAAUCUUGUAAGCACAUAGUAUGGAAAGGCAGUAUUAUUCAGUAGAAAAUUUUAACAGUACAGAUUAUGUAGGAAGUACUAAAGUAUUAUGAUGAAGUACUUUGCUAAAUGAACUGAAUAGGGGUAACAAUUAAAUAAAUGGAGGAAAAUACUGAAGAAUGGGCUGUCUAUUGGAAAUUUCAGUUUAUACAUGUAUCAUGAAACAAGUUAAAGAAGGUAAAACUUUUAAAAAUUAAAUAGGUGCUGCAAAAAAAUUAUGUCAGUGAACUUUUAGUCCCCACUGGAAGAUAACCUGGAUUUUCACCACCUAGGUGGUUAAAGAAGAAGAGUGUCUUAUUUCAGAGAGAAAUAUUGUUUUCCAUCAUUUUGUAAAAUUCCAGUCAGUUCUGUUAGAAAUUAAAAGUAGCAGUCAUGGCCUGGGACUUUUCUCAUGAGGCAAAUAUUCAUGAAAUUUAAACAGUAUAGUGCUUUUAUCUACUCCAUACUAUGAGUAUGCUUAUCAUGAAAAUUCUAAUAACGGUUUGAUGUAUUGGAUUAUGCAUGUAUUUGGUAGGGUAUUUAUGCAUCCUCCUUUCUAAUCCUAUACUACUGAGAGAAUGCUGUACCAUUAAGAUAUGUUAGAAGAGCAGUGCAGUUAAUCAUUGAACUUACUCAGUUUGGAACAAACAGUUUGGUUUCCUACAAGUAUGGAACUAUCCCAGCCAAACUCAGACAUAUGCUUCACCUCAAUAUUGCAGUUACUCUAUCAGAUCAUGAAGCAAAUGCAUAUAUUGAUUUAAUACUGUGUGGCAGUGUAUUGUUGUUGAGAAUAUAUUUCAAGCAAUUCUAUUUGCUGGAAACAGGGCAUUGCCAUGUCAAGGAAAUAAAAGAGUUGUUACAGAGUGA
Messenger RNA from Zootermopsis nevadensis, 7263 nucleotides. Its product is annotated as protein Aster-B. The record is from RefSeq and is a predicted model, not a curated record. Gene Ontology annotation, biological process: intracellular sterol transport. Gene Ontology annotation, cellular component: endoplasmic reticulum membrane; plasma membrane; endoplasmic reticulum-plasma membrane contact site. Gene Ontology annotation, molecular function: sterol transfer activity; sterol binding. NCBI's taxonomy places the organism in Eukaryota, Metazoa, Arthropoda, Insecta, Blattodea, Termopsidae.